Messenger RNA from Panicum virgatum (switchgrass), 1811 nucleotides. Its product is annotated as UDP-glycosyltransferase 76C2-like. The transcript has 2 exons. The coding region runs from base 232 to 1644 and encodes 470 amino acids. NCBI's taxonomy places the organism in Eukaryota, Viridiplantae, Streptophyta, Magnoliopsida, Poales, Poaceae. Gene Ontology annotation, molecular function: UDP-glycosyltransferase activity. The record is from RefSeq and is a predicted model, not a curated record.
AACAAUAUCCCUGUGGCUGCCGCGAGGGCACGCAUCCAUCCAUGGCUUUACGAAGCUUCCUCCAAGCAGCCAUGGAGGGCUCCGUGGAGGAUUACUCUAUAUAUGGUCAACUAGCUGCUUAAAUAUCUGAGGCCAUUGAUCCAUCGUGCUUGCCACUGUUUAUUAUUAUAUAUAGCAGCUCCAAGCUUUGCAGCCGGAGCACCGAGAGGCACCAGGCGCCGGCGAUCGAGAAUGGCCGGCGGCGCCGGAGGAGGAGGAGCGGACGGCAGGGGCACCGCCCGCGUCGCGCUGUUCCCGCUGCCGUUCCAGGGCCACAUCAGCCCGAUGCUGCAGCUGGCCGGCGCGCUCCGCGCUCGGGGGCUCGCCGUCACCGUCCUCCACACGGCGUUCAACGCGCCGGACCCCGCGCGCCACCCGGGCCUCGCCUUCGUCGCGGUGCCCGACGCCAUCCCGGAGGCCGCCGCCGCCGCCAACGGCAUCGCCAAGAUCCUCGCCCUCAACGCCGCCAUGGAGGCGUCCGGGCGCGUCCGCGCCGCGCUCGCGUCGCUCAUGGCGGCGGAGGGGCAGCCCCGGCUGGCGUGCCUGGUCCUCGACUCCACCCUCCCCGCCGCGCAGAAGGCCGCCGCCGGCCUCGGCCUGCCCACGCUCGUGCUGCACACCGGCAGCGCCGCGUGCUUCCGCCUGUUCAGGUCCUACGACAUGCUCCACCACAGGGGCUACCUGCCAUCCACAGAGUCCAACCUAGACAUGCCGAUAGAGGAGCUGCCACCACUGAAGGUGAGCGACCUGUUCGACCCAAGCAAGCUCCCCAGCAAGGAGAUUGGGCAGAAGAUCCUGGACCUGGCCACGGAGACCACGACGAGCUCCUCCGGCGCGAUCCUCAACACGUCCGAAGCUCUCGAACCCCACGAGCUCAAGUUGAUCCGCGACGAGCUCGCCCCCAAAGGCAUCCCGCCCUUCGCCGUCGGCCCGCUCCACAAGCUCGCCGCCGGCGACGGCGCCGGCGAGACCACCAGCCUGCUCGAGCAGGACCGCGGCUGCGUCGAGUGGCUGGACGCGCAGGCGCCCGGGUCCGUGCUGUACGUGAGCUUCGGCAGCGUCGCUCGCGUGACCCGGGACGAGUUCUUGGAGGUCGCGUGGGGCCUGGCGAGCAGCGGCAGGCCGUUUCUCUGGGUGGUCCGGCGCGGCCUCGUGCUCGGGGUGGACGAGAGGCCGCCGGAGCUCCCGGAAGGGUUCGGCGCGGCGGCGGCGGGGAGGGGCAGGGUGGUCGAGUGGGCCCCGCAGCAGGAGGUGCUGGCCCACCCGGCGGUGGGCGGCUUCUGGACCCACAGCGGAUGGAACUCCACGCUGGAGAGCGUCUACGAGGGGGUGCCGAUGCUGUCGAGGCCUCAGUUUGGGGAUCAGCUGGCUACCGGAAGGUACGUGGCGGAUUCAUGGAAGGUUGGGGUUCUGCUGGAGGGUGCGGUGGAGCGAGGGGCGGUCGAGACGGCGAUCAGGAAGCUGAUGGAAGACGAAGAAGGUGAGGGGGGUGCGAUGAGGGGAAGAGCGGGGGCUUUGAAGGAGAAAGUGAGGAUGAGCGUUGAGCGUGGUGGGUCUUCUCAGCAGGCCGUUGACAAAUUGGUAGAUCACAUGCUUUCUCUCUGAAAGUUUCCUUUUUUUUCCUAGUUGAGGUAGUAGCAUCUGGUAUAAGCAUUAAGCAGGACCAUGAUAUGGAUGUCUGGACUCUGGAGCUGUGAUGUGUAUGGAUGCAUGGAUCUAGCUGAAUAAGUCAACUUUUUUCUACUGGGUUUAUAAUUGUUUGUUUGCCAUUA